Messenger RNA from Knipowitschia caucasica, 384 nucleotides. The record is from the annotation of a GenBank genome assembly. Lineage: Eukaryota; Metazoa; Chordata; Actinopteri; Gobiiformes; Gobiidae.
AUGGUUCCGACGCAUGUCCAGCCCGGGGCCACAUCCGGACCGCUAGACCGUGGGCCACAUCCGGACCGCAAGACCGUGGGCCACAUCCGGACCGCAAGACCGUGGGCCACAUCCGGACCGCAAGACCGUGGGCCACAUCCGGACCGCAAGACCGUGGGCCACAUCCGGACUGCAAGACCGGCUAAACCGGUCCAGUCCAGGAUCUCCCGUGGGCCCCGCACCUGCCAGAUGUAUCAGGAUGUACUCCAGAAACCGCGGGGGACGACCGCUGCCCUUGUGGCCUCGGCGGACGUCCCAGAAAGUGAAACCUCGGUGAGUCUGGCAGCGAGACAGCUACCGCCAGCACUUCCACAGCGGCGCCGGCGCCUAAUGGAACGGGCCUGA